AUGAUAGUUCCUGGUUGGAUUUGCUCUGCAGAGUGCAUUAAGUUAGGAAAAAAAAUGAAGAUACAUUCCAUGGACCAAGGAGCAGAGCACAUGCUGAUUCUAUCCUCAGAUGGAAAACCAUUUGAGUACAACUAUAGCAUAGAACAUGCAAGGUUUCAAAGCAUUUUACAAGAAAAAACUAUAAUACAGAUCGCAUGUGGAGAUCAUCAUUCUCUUGCACUCUCAAAAGGUGGUGAGCUUUUUGCCUGGGGACAUAACGAACACGGCCAGCUCGGAGUUGGAGGGAUAUUUCCCUCAACCCCCACACCACAGAUUGUGGAAGACCUCGCCGGAGUCCCCUUGGUUCAGAUUUCUGCAGGAGAAGCCCACAGCAUGGCCUUAUCCAUAUCUGGAAACAUUUACUCAUGGGGAAAAAAUGAUCUUGGACAACUUGGCCUGGGCCACACUGACAGUAAAGAUUCUCCUUCGCUUAUUGAAGCACUAGACAAUCAGAAAGUUGAAUUUCUCGCUUGUGGGGGCUCUCACACGGCCUUGCUCACACAGGAUGGGCUGGUGUUUACUUUUGGUGCUGGCAAAUAUGGGCAACUUGGUCACAAUUCAAGACAGAAUGAACUAAGACCCUGUUUGGUGACUGAGCUUGCUGGGAGUAGAGUGACCCAGAUAGCAUGUGGAAGGUGGCACACUCUUGCCUAUGUUUCUGAUUUGGGAAAGGUCUUUGCCUUUGGUUCUGGAAAAGAAGGACAAUUGGGAAAUGGUGGAACACAUAAUCAGCUGAAACCACUUCCCAUGAAAUUGCCAUCAAAUGAAGAACUCAAAUUUGAAAGCCAUUCCUCAGAAAAGAAGUUAAUAAUGCUUGCUGGAGGGAAUCAAAGCAUUUUGCUCUGGAUGGAAAAAGAGAAUUCCUAUGUUAAUCUGUGGAGGAAAAUUCCUACAUUGAGUGAAGGGACUGCAAAGAGAUGGAUUGCCGAUGUGGAGACUAAACAGUGGCAGAAUACAAAAAGGGAAAUCAAAGAAAUAUUUUCAUCUCCUGCUUGCCUGACUGGAAGUUUCUUAAGUAAAAGAAUAGCUGCAGAAACAUCUAUCCAUUUGGAUUUAAAUAAAGCAAGAAACACCUUUAAGGAGUUAACCCAAAAGGAAUGGAUUACUAACAUGAUAACCACCUGUCUCAAGGAAAAUCUGUUCAAAAACCUUCCAUUUCAUUCUUUACACCAAGAAGCUUUAGAAAUUUUCUUCCUUCUCCCAGAAUGUCCUAUGAUGCAUGAUUCUAACAACUGGGAGAGCCUGGUGGUUCCAUUUGCAAAGGCUGUUUGUAAGAUGAGUGACCAGUCUUCAAGGAUUCUGGAGGAGUAUUGGGCAAGCCUGCAAGAAUCUCCUUUCAGCAAACUAGUCCUGAUGUUUAAAAGAGCCAUCAUGUCUCAACUGCGUUAUUGGACUAAUAGUGCCAAGAAUCAUGGUCAUGCUAAAGCUCUCCUAGAAAUGCUGAAAAAGCUGCACAGGGUAAACCAGACCAAAUGUAAACUGCCUGAAAAUAUUUUUAAAGUAGAUGAACUCUCAAACUGGCUCAAUUUUUAUGAAGAAGCAUAUAGUAGGUCCUCUUGCAAAAUGAACUUGGACACUUCAGCAGACCUAAAGUAUCGUGUCAUAUUCAGUCAUUUUCCAUUUAUCUUUAAUAUUCUGUCAAAAAUGAAACUACUGUAUGCAAACUCACUUUUAAAAAUACAGGAGAACAAAAUUAGAGCUUAUAUGAAGUUGAUAGGAACUGUGGGACAAGAAGAGUCUGAAUUAGCUUUGCUGCCUGCCUUUUAUCUAAGAGUUAGAAGGAAUCACUUGAUCGAGGACGUCUUGAAUUAUCUAAGUCCAUUUGAGAAUGAAGACCUGAGGAAAGAGUUAUUGGUUUCAUUUAGUGGAGAAAUUGGUUAUGAUUUGGGAGGAGUCAGAACAGAGUUCUUCUGCUGUCUGUUUGAAGAGAUGACCCGGCCAGAAUAUGGGAUGUUCACAUAUCCCGAAGAGGCUUCCUACAUGUGGUUUCCUGUCAGGCCUAAAUUUGAGGAGAAGAGAUACUUCUUCUUUGGGGUUCUCUGUGGACUUUCUCUAUUUAAUUGCAAUGUUGCCAACAUCCCCUUCCCACUGGCGCUGUUUAAGAAACUUUUGGACCAAAUGCCAUCAUUGGAAGACUUAAAAGAACUCAGUCCUGUUUUGGGAAAGAAUUUGCAAACACUUCUGGAUGAUGAAGAUGAAGACUUUGUAGAAGUAUUUUAUAUCCAUUUUAAUGUGCAUUGGGACAGAAAUGAUGUAGACUUAAUUCCCAAUGGAAGUUGCAUUAUUGUCGACCAGACUAACAAGAGAGACUAUGUUUCUAAGUGUGUCGAUUACAUCUUCAACAUCUCUGUAAAGGCGCUUUAUGAAGAAUUUCAGAGAGGGUUUUAUAAAGUGUGUGACAAGGAGCUUAUAAAACUUUUUCAUGCUGAAGAACUGAAGGAUGUGAUUAUUGGAAAUACAGAUUAUGACUGGGAGACAUUUGAAAAGAAUGCACAUUAUGGUCAAGAAUACAGUAAUUCACAUCCCACCAUAGUGAUGUUUUGGAAGGCUUUACACAAAUUGACUCUGGAGGAAAAGAAAAAAUUCCUUGUGUUUCUUACAGGAACUGACAGAAUACACAUGAAAGGAUUAAAGAAUAUGCAAAUAACGUUUCGCUGUCCUGAAUAUUUGAGUGAAAAAGAUCCUCUAAGAGCACAGACAUGUGUUAGUGUUCUCUACCUCCCUAAAUAUUCUACAAUGGAAAGAGUGGAAGAAGCGCUUCAAGUAGCCAUCAACAACAACAGAGGGUUUGGCUGACCCUAAGACAUACUCUAUCUCUUUUUUGGAAAUAUUUUCAAAAAUAAGAUUAGUAACUCAAAAAUUAACAUUAAAGUUUUGUUCACUAUUUGAUUUAA
Galeopterus variegatus (Sunda flying lemur) is the source of this 2933-nucleotide messenger RNA. RefSeq names its product HECT and RLD domain containing E3 ubiquitin protein ligase 5 (gene HERC5). The record is from RefSeq and is a predicted model, not a curated record. The transcript is spliced from 22 exons. Gene Ontology annotation, molecular function: ubiquitin protein ligase activity; ISG15 transferase activity. NCBI's taxonomy places the organism in Eukaryota, Metazoa, Chordata, Mammalia, Dermoptera, Cynocephalidae. Gene Ontology annotation, biological process: ubiquitin-dependent protein catabolic process; protein ubiquitination; regulation of defense response to virus. The coding region runs from base 1 to 2835 and encodes 944 amino acids.